AUGGCGACGCCCGUCCCUCCGCCCUCUCCGCGGCACCUGCGCCUGCUGCGUCUCCUGCUCUCAGGCCUCGUCCUCGGUGCGGCCCUGCGCGGGACCGCCGCCAGUCGUCCGGAUGCGGCCACCUGCCCCGGGAGCCUAGAUUGUGCCCUGAGGAGGCGGACACGGUGCCCCCCGGGCGCACAUGUUUGUGGGCCCUGCCUCCAGCCCUUCCAGGAGGAUCAGCAGGGACUCUGCGUGCCCAGGACCCGCCGGCCUCUGGGGAGGGACUCCCUCCAACCCAGGCUGGAAGAUGAGAUCGACUUGCUAGCUCAGGAGAUAUCUCAGCCUGAGGCAGGGCCCUGGAGGCGCACGGAUGGGCCGCAGCCCAAGGGGAGACAACAGCUUUUGGAGCCUGCGGCAACUCCGGGGCUCUCGCAACGGGGCCAGGAACCUGAGCUGGACCUCCCCGUCUCUCAGGGAGCCCCAACGCCUACACCCCACACCUCCUUGGGUUCCCCAGUGUCCUCGGGGCCUGUACACAUGUCCCCCCUGGAGCCCCGAGGUGGACGCGGGGACGGCCUGGUCCUUGUGCUGAUCGUGGUGUGCUCCGUAGCUGGUGCUGCUGCCCUCGCCAUGGCCGCCCUCUGCUGGUGUAGGCUGCAACGAGAGAUCCGCCUGAGUCAGAAGACGGACUAUGCGGUGCAGAAGGGACCUGUCUCCCCAAUAUCGCCCCGGAUUUCGCCUGGGGACCAGCGACUGGCGCACAGCGCUGAGAUGUACCACUAUCAGCACCAGAGGCAGCAGAUGCUGUGUUUAGAGCGGCAUAAAGAGUUGCCCAAAGAGUUGGACUUGGCGUCCUCGGACGAGGAGAACGAAGAUGGGGACUUCACCGUGUAUGAAUGUCCGGGUCUGGCUCCGACAGGAGAGAUGGAGGUACGGAACCCUCUGUUUGAUGACUCCUCUCUGGCUGCGCCCCCGCUGGUCUCACGCUCGAUGCCCCCACUGCAGUGA
Messenger RNA from Chrysochloris asiatica (Cape golden mole), 990 nucleotides. It is a transcript of the gene NPDC1, whose product is annotated as neural proliferation, differentiation and control, 1. The record is from RefSeq and is a predicted model, not a curated record. NCBI's taxonomy places the organism in Eukaryota, Metazoa, Chordata, Mammalia, Afrosoricida, Chrysochloridae. Gene Ontology annotation, cellular component: membrane. The transcript has 9 exons. The coding region runs from base 1 to 990 and encodes 329 amino acids.